AGUCGCCGACUACGUUCAUUGUAUAAGAGCGCUGUGUGAGUGUGGCAGCAUCGAGAUCGAAUAGUCAUCGCCAACAUAGCUAACGCGCGAGCGACAGACGGACAAAGUUAAGGAGAGGAGGCGAUUGCAACUGCAUACGCGGACGACGAAUAGCGGCGACCUAUCGUCGUCGUCGACAACGACGACGUCGUUGUUGUCGCUCUGUCCAUCCAAGCUAGAUGAACUAUUUCGAUGGCUAUCGUCAGCGACACAACCCCGCCACGAUAACAAAAAAAGCAGCACAUCAGUGAGAAGUGCGAGGUACACAUGAUGCAGCGCCGGGACCGGAUUGAGCGUCCGCGGUACUAGCGUUGCACUGUGGCAUGCGAUUCAAUGUUCGAUUGAGUGCUAAAAUCAAUCAACAGCGGCAUAAGAGGCUAGCUGAAUACGCCGGCGACGGAGUUGCGGCUCCGGAAGCAGCCCAAACAGGAAUAAAGCCGGCCGACGGAUCAAUGACAAACAUUCGACAACGCCAACGGAGACGAUAACACUGACGUGUGCUGCUGCUGAUUACUGAUCGUAGAACCCAACCCAAAUCGACCCAACCUCUCCAUCUUUUGUGGUCAGAGUUAUUGCGGCUGCUGCUUGCUCUACGGUAACAGUGAAGAAUCAAGGUGAAGGAGCCACCGACAUGAGCGCGACUGUCGAGGGCACAGCAGUCGCCCCUGGCCCAGAGGGGCCGAGCAUUGUCCGAGAGGGAUGGCUGCAUAAACGAGGUGAGCAUAUCAAGAACUGGCGAAAACGAUACUUCAUUCUGCGGGAUGACGGUUCACUGAUAGGAUUCAAGGCUCAGCCAGAGCCCGGUCAGUAUUCAGAUCCGCUGAAUAACUUCACCGUCAAAGACUGUCAGGUAAUGCGUCAAGAGCGUCCUCGUGCAUUCACUUUCAUCAUUCGCGGUUUACAGUGGGCUCAGGUCAUCGAGCGAAUGUUCUCUGUCGACAGUCACGAAGAACGAGAAAAAUGGGUGGCAGCGAUUGAGUAUGUCGAUCACAAUCUGCGUCAGGACGUUGAAAUGGCUGAGGAGGCAUCAACACUGGAGCAGCAAAGUCUCCGUGAUAAGUUCAAUGUGUCGACUCGCAGAGACGCCUCGUCGAAAAUUACACUUGAGAACUUCGAGUUUAUAAAAGUGUUGGGUAAGGGAACUUUCGGCAAGGUUAUUCUGUGUCGAGAAAAAGCGAGCGCUCACCUCUACGCCAUAAAGAUACUCAAAAAGCAGGUGGUAAUCGCCAAGGACGAAGUGGCUCAUACGCUCACGGAAAACCGGGUCCUGCAGACGACGUCCCAUCCAUUCCUCAUUUCGCUUAAGUAUUCUUUUCAGACAGCGGAUCGAUUGUGCUUCGUAAUGGAGUACGUUAACGGAGGAGAGCUAUUCUUUCAUCUAUCACGGGAGCGCGUCUUUGGCGAAGAAAAGACGCGUUUUUAUGGCGCCGAAAUCUUACUAGCUUUGGAAUAUCUUCACGAGCAGGGAAUCAUUUAUCGAGAUUUGAAACUGGAGAAUCUUUUACUUGACCGGGACGGACACAUCAAGAUCGCUGAUUUUGGCUUGUGUAAAGAGGAUGUUCCCUUCGGACGAACGACUCACACAUUUUGUGGGACGCCUGAGUACCUCGCACCAGAGGUGUUGGACGACACGGACUACGGUCGAGCCGUCGAUUGGUGGGGCCUUGGUGUUGUAAUGUAUGAAAUGGUGUGUGGCCGAUUGCCGUUCUACAAUCGGGACCACGAUGUCUUGUUUGAGUUAAUCUUAGCAGAGGACGUACGGUUCCCGCCUACGCUAGGUCCAGAUGCUCGGAAUCUUCUGACUGGUCUUUUAACGAAGGAACCUUCUCAACGAUUGGGUGGGUCGGAACGAGAUGCUCAAGAAAUUAAGGAGCACGCGUUUUUCUGUCGAGUACCAUGGGAGCUGCUACUCGCAAAACAGUUGACGCCUCCAUUCAAACCGCAGGUGACAUCUGAUACCGACACCCGCUACUUUGAUCAGGAAUUUACAGGGGAGAGCGUUGAACUUACGCCGCCAGAUUACCAUGGAACAGACGCCGCCAAUGCUGGCCUUAACUCGAUCUCGGAAGAGGUAGAGCAGCCGUACUUCCAGCAGUUCUCGUAUCAUGGCACGACCAGCCUUGUCGGAUCCGCUGGUUCAGCGGCCCGCGCCGCAGCCGAUACUCCCCUUCCACUGCUGGAGCCGACAAGCUAAUUGUCUGUCGCCCAACUUCCUAGCCACAAUUAAUCAGUUGUUUCCACUCGUAAGCGUCACUGUGUGAUGAUGAAUUCGGGCAUAGUCACACAAUUCAGCCAUUUACGUGUAUACAGGUGUCUUAUGGCGGACGCUUCAUAGUAAAAAAGAGCACGGGUCGGACGCAGAAACGCUGUGCGUCUGGCCCAGUCGAUACAAGCAUGUAAAUCGCUUUACGGCGAAUGUUCGACAAGCGCCUUGACCGCACGGACACUUGUUUUUCUAAGCUCAGCCAUACCUCAGUAAAAAGCGGCACAAAAAGGUAAGCUGCGUGUGUAACCCCAGUUCGGUUAGCGGGUAAGCGAACUUGUGCAACGACGGGAUUGUGGAGGAAGCCCUUUCAAAGGGGAACGCGCGCAAAGUUUCAGCAAGUUAAACAAACUUCCGACGGCUCUCGAAACAAGGAGCAGACACAUCGCAAAAAUUGUACAUACACACAAGGGAGGAAGAACGAUUACUGUGGGUAAUAAAUGAAACUUUUAUAGGGAAGUACGCCAACAACGUGUAUUCAAAGGGUAAGGGAAACAAGGUUGGACUAGAAUGCAACAAACGUAAUGUGGGCAUUGGGUAUCUUGCCAUGCUAAUGCACGUAGUUCAAAGCCUUAAAACAGUUAUAUACAGAGCGGUAAACGUGCAGUGGAUAGAAAAAAUUUGUAUCUUGUCAUUCGCUUUUCUUUAUUAUUGCGUGGGAUGAAAUCUCAAUGGAACGGUGCACUACGAACAAGAUACUUAGCGAUUUGAUUUGGGUAGAAUAAUGCAAGAGGCAUAUAUACAAUGUGCGCAAGAGACUCAUAUAUAUACUUACGUAACUGCUGUUGACACAGAUUAUGCUAGCAGAAACGAAGCAAUGUGUGUGAUUCAGUUUCGAGGAGACGAUCUACCAUUGCCAAGGUACGUGGAAAUAUAUCAGCGACAUGGUGUCAACAAACUGUAGGCACUGCUUACUCAUUACGAUGGUACCCUGAGAAGUGUUUGACAGUAGAUAAUACUACUGAUGAUAAUGCUUAACUGCUACAAAUAUAUAUAUAUAUAUAUAUAUAUAUAUAUAUAUAUCGCAAGAGGACACUCCCCUAUGAUAUACAAAUAUAUGUGUAAGUGUAAACAUCAAUAUGUUUGCAGCCCACAGAGCUGAGUAAAUAUAACUGACAAUAAAUGAGUAUGCUGAUGAUAAUGGUUAUGAUGAGUGCUGAUGACCUGAGUUACUAUUCUCGUAACAACGAAUAAAUGGUGGUGAAUAUAAUGAUAUACAAUAAAGGCCGAACGACAGACAUGAAGCUGAGGCCAAUAAAAAUGAGGAUGGUAUCUUUGAAGCUCAACGAAGGCGAUGACAAAAAUUCUGAGUAUGACCCGUGUACCGAGUGUAAAAAUGUAGCGAUUAUUUAAUAAGGAACGGUAUUACCUACGCAUAAUUGGACAGAAAAAUAAACAGACAUACGGUGUCAGGCCAGCUCUGGUGCAUGGCGAGUAGUUAUAUUCGCAGUGCAAAAUGUACAAGGUGUGGGGCCGAUUUCAAUGUAUAGGGAAACAAUCGCUUAAGAGAAACAUUUUGAAAGAACGGACAGUACCAUCAACUGACCAUCUCUCUUGAUCUUGGACGAAGGACAUCUAAAAUGACUUGCUGAAAGGGAUCUGAUGGAAAGACAUUAUUUUCGGCAUGAUUGACAACAGCAGAAUCGGAAAACAUUGACAUGGCCCAAAUCAAAUAGAUUUAGGCAAUCGUCCUAUUAAUGUGUUUUCCAGCUUCCGCAUAUGGACAAUGACUGGGUCGCGCAACUCACUCCGUUGGUAUCCAAUUUAGCGGACGUCUGCGGCCCUGGCUUAUCCUCAAGAGGGCGUUGGCGAUACUCUACCUGCUUUGCUGCCAAAUGAGGCAUGGAGGAUCAAAGAAUAAACAAAACACUACAAAAUAAGUGGAAAAAUGACUUUGUGCGACAGACUAGAUUUGGGCUGGAUCGUCGAGAUGCGAGAGGUUAAUUUGGAAAAAGCCUGAAAAAGAAGGUGAUGCCCAUAUGAAUGUAUGUUUAUCUAUAGCAUAAACGAAAGCUUGGACUGCGACAGCUAUUGACUUCAGUUGUAGAUAUACAGUAGCAGCAAUAAAUGAAGAAAGCAAAAACUGAGUCUGGCGAACGAAUCGACUAUAUUGUCUGUGACUUAUCAGCUUGAGCAUGAAUGGUAACAGCUUGAACCAGUGUGGUAACGGUAAUUAGUAAUAACGAGUUGAAAAAACAUGAGACUGUAUAGAUGAAGGUAAAGAUAAGUUCGGAGUUUCUAUUACAUCCAGCAAAACAUACGGUGUCGAAGAAAAUGUGGUUGGGCUGGUGAUAAGAACAUCGAAUGCUCGCACGUAAGUGUGGUACCGCGCGAAUCAGUCACUGAACAGGCUUAUCAGCCACGAAAAACGCUAAGCGGCCUAUUAAAACGGGUGUCCAAUAAAAAAACAUGAAAAGCAGCAACACAUAUUGAGAAAAAAGUAACGCAGUAAUGCCUCUUUUUUUUCGGCUUUUCAUCCUUGUCGCUUUGGGCUAUAUUUCUUCGUUGUAAAUGCUACAAUCUUUUACUUCCCGCGGAAUCAAUUUAGCGUUAUAAGCGACAAAAUGUCUCUAUCUGUCGUUCCUACCUAUUUAAGACUGACCGUUUGAUAGCCUUAAUUUCUUUUAUCGCCUCCUUCAAUCAGUUUGGUCGGCCUCGCAAUACCUUGUCUUUGAUUAUGUGUUUAUGGAUUAUUUUGCAUAUCAACAAAGAACCUCAACAGUUCGAAUCAGUAGGGUGGACUCCUCAGUAAACGCUGUUGCGGUGCCUCACGCAAUGGCACAAGAUUUCGUCAUUUACGGGAACAAUGUUAGAAAUAUAUCUAAUAUAAUGAUACAUGCGAAUAACUAUUUCAACAAUAAAACAACCACAUCAACAGAUACUACAAUAACGCGUGUACCACUGCUGCAAAAACAAACGAUAAUAAUAAUUAUUAUUAUAUGAAGGAUGAUUAUAUUGAUAAAAUUGAUGCUAGUAUUGUAAUCUACCUACACAAAUCGAAUAUUCAACUGGUGAGUGGAUAGGUACGCGCAACAUGACUCCGAAGCCAACCCAUCUUAUGCGGAAUAAGGCUUAAACGAGAAAUUUCGGAAAAAACGAAACUUAUUUGUUUAUAGCCUGACCACGUCAGACGGGAACGGACGGACAAUUUAUAGGAAACGUGCUCGAAUAUGGAUUUUUCGAAAUGUCGAAACGAAAUAAAGACGAAACAAUGUGACAGCAUAUGUAUACAUGUAUAUCACAUAUAAUCUCACAUUGUUUGUCUUGCGACAGUGACGGAUGGUAGUUCUUUAACUGUGAGAAAUAAGGGCAGUCACUAUGCUCAGACUAAAAAGUUUAAAUGGUUGCAAGAAAACGAAUGGCAAAAACAAAUCAUGUUUUUUUUUCUGAUCACACGCGUCGCAUAUAGUGAUGUCUAUAUAUAUAUAUAUAUAUAUGUCCAAUAGAAUUUUGGUGAACACACAUGGCCCUCAUCACUGUUGCUAUUGAAAUGGCAAAGAGAAAGAUUUCUAUCUCACAAUGAUAAUAAUUACAACAGCUGACUUGCCCAUUUGGAAAGAUAUGACACACGACGGCAUUGAUGGUACUAAAUAUCUGGAUAGUAGUAAAUAUAUCUAAUGCACAUAAUAACAGAAAUGAAGAAACACACAAGGCCAGAUGUGGGUCAGAAACAAUAGAAAGGCUUUUGAAUUUUUGGUUGAUUUGAAAAUGACCCAGCAAGCGAUAAAAUUAAUGGCAGUUAUAAUAAAUUCCGCGCAUUUUGAUAUCA
This is a messenger RNA of Varroa destructor (honeybee mite), 6071 nucleotides long. It is a transcript of the gene Akt, whose product is annotated as AKT serine/threonine protein kinase. The record is from RefSeq and is a predicted model, not a curated record. Gene Ontology annotation, biological process: protein phosphorylation. Gene Ontology annotation, molecular function: protein serine/threonine kinase activity; ATP binding. NCBI's taxonomy places the organism in Eukaryota, Metazoa, Arthropoda, Arachnida, Mesostigmata, Varroidae.